UUUCACCCGUCGCUUCUCCUCUCUCAUUGGCUUCGGAUCGAUUGACGCGAAGCUACUCCUCCAGCUCUAGGCAUGGCUGCCCAAUUCCAAACCCUUCUCCUGUCCUCCUCUGCUCGCCCUUUCCACGCCGCCUUCCUAGCCCGCCCCCUCGGGCUCUCCCUUUCAACCUCCGCGCUCGCGCCAGGCGCCACCGCCGCCCGGCGACUCGUCGUUGUCGCCGUCACCAAGAAGGCCGUCGCCGUCCUCAAAGGCACGUCCAACGUCGAGGGCGUCGCUACCCUCGUCCAGGAAGACGAUGGCCCUACUACUGUGAAUGUUCGUAUCUCUGGACUCACACCUGGACUUCAUGGUUUCCAUCUCCAUGAGUAUGGUGAUACAACUAAUGGCUGCAUAUCAACAGGGGCUCACUUUAACCCUAAAAAUUUGACACAUGGUGCACCCGAAGAUGAAGUCCGUCAUGCAGGUGACCUGGGAAACAUCGUUGCUAACUCUGAAGGUGUGGCUGAGGCAACAAUUAUAGACAAUCAGAUACCAUUAUCUGGGUCCAAUUCAGUAGUUGGCCGUGCAUUUGUCGUUCAUGAACUUGAGGAUGAUCUUGGAAAAGGUGGCCAUGAACUUAGCCUGACCACUGGAAAUGCUGGAGGAAGAUUGGCAUGCGGUGUUGUUGGUUUGACUCCACUCGCGUAAUCAUUGAAAAGACUUUUCAGAGGCUUCUUCAUCAUCAGGUAUCGAAUUGUUUCUUCAAGUCAUGCAUUAGAUCAAGCUUCAGGCCUGUCGAUAGGAAAUAAGUCAACUCUUGAUGUUGUAUCUGGCACCUAAAUGUGAUCGUUUGGUCACUAGACGUUUUUCGUGGAGUCUGCACGUCCGGUUGCAUGCUUCUAUGGUGUACCUGGGUUUGCUUUUGUCCAGAUUGCUGCUGCAUCUGGUAGUUUCUACAGGCAGAUUCAGAUUAUAUGUUCGUGGGAUUUAAUAAAGGAUUAUUUUAUAA
This is a messenger RNA of Zingiber officinale, 988 nucleotides long. RefSeq names its product superoxide dismutase [Cu-Zn], chloroplastic. The record is from RefSeq and is a predicted model, not a curated record. The transcript is spliced from 8 exons. NCBI's taxonomy places the organism in Eukaryota, Viridiplantae, Streptophyta, Magnoliopsida, Zingiberales, Zingiberaceae. Gene Ontology annotation, molecular function: superoxide dismutase activity; copper ion binding. Gene Ontology annotation, biological process: removal of superoxide radicals. The coding region runs from base 73 to 687 and encodes 204 amino acids.